This is a messenger RNA of Vicia villosa (hairy vetch), 1012 nucleotides long. RefSeq names its product transcription factor MYB8-like. Lineage: Eukaryota; Viridiplantae; Streptophyta; Magnoliopsida; Fabales; Fabaceae. The record is from RefSeq and is a predicted model, not a curated record. Bases 18 to 932 code for a protein of 304 amino acids. The transcript has 3 exons.
AGGGUGUUUUUGGAGAGAUGGGCCAUCGUUGUUGCAGCAAACAGAAGAUCAAAAGAGGAUUAUGGUCUCCUGAAGAAGAUGAUAAGCUUGUUGCAUAUAUCACUACUCAUGGACAUAAAAGUUGGAGUUCUGUCCCAAAGUUUGCAGGUCUUCAGAGAUGUGGAAAGAGUUGCAGAUUAAGAUGGACGAACUAUUUGAGACCAGAUCUAAAACGAGGUUCCUUCACUGUAGAAGAAGAACAUAUCAUAAUCGACAUACAUAGAAUUCUCGGAAACAGAUGGGCCCAAAUAGCAAAGCACCUUCCUGGUAGAACUGACAAUGAAGUGAAGAAUUUUUGGAACUCAUGCAUCAAAAAGAAGCUCAUUUCACAAGGCUUAGAUCCACAAACUCACAAUUUACUUUCUUCUCAUAAAAGAAACAACUCAUCAUAUCAAAACUCCAAUUCCAUUUUCAUUCUCACUUCACAAAUGCCACCAAAUGCUAACUAUCAUAUUGAAACAACAAAUCAAACUUUUUCACCACCAAAUAUUAUUCAAACUCCUUCUACAAUUGUUUCCACAAACCAAUAUCAAACAUCUUUCAAUGUAAUUUCAAAUCAACUAUGUCUUCCCGAGCAAGAACAGGCUCGAAUAAUAACCGAGAACAUAUCGAACGUUUGUUCUUCAUCCGGCCUAGACACUACUGUUGUUGAAAAUGAAAUAUCUAAGAAUAAGAAUGGCAUUUGGGUUUCAAGAGAUGAAGAAGGAACACAAGCUAGAGUGGAGGAAGAGAAGGAGAAGAUGUGUGAGAAAGGAAUGGAUUUAAGUGAAAUUGAAAUGAAUGGUUUUUUUGAGAAUUCUAAGUUUGAUUUUGGGUUGUUGGAGAGUGUACUUAACUCUGAAUUUAUAUCUCAUGAUCUAGAUUAUAUGGAUGUACUUGCAUGGAAUUUUUAAGACCAUGUUCUAAUAAUUUGGCUAUCUAUCUGUAUAUAUUAUCACUGAGUUUCCUACAUAUAAUAAGAUGUGUUGUCCAC